UAAUGUAUGUAGUAGUUGAUUAAUUGUAGUUGUACCAUAAACCACAAAUCACAGUUGUAAUACUGUGGUUAUUGUCGAAUUCGAUAUUCUAAUAAACAUAAUACUGAUUUAUAUGUCUUAAACACCGUCAAAAGGAAUUUGGAAAGAUGGAUCUAGAUAUGCGGAUGGAUCAUUUGCUAUCACAUUUUAUUGUUGAAGUAGAAGCACCUCAGGGAAAUGUUUUUGAAAAGUUCUAUCAGUUGUAUACCAGGUCGGACAUGGAGCCGAUAAAUUAUUGGCUAAAAAUACAUUUUGAUAAUAAAAUAAAAAAAGACGACUACGCGGCUAAUUUGUAUAGGAAAGAAGGAAACCAUUGGUUUUCUAAAAAGCAAUAUUUGAAGAGUAUGGAAUUUUAUACGAAAAGCUUAUGCUAUGCCAUGCCGAACUGGACUUAUUUUGCUCUUGCUUUGGCCAACAGAUCCGCUGUCUUAUACGAAAUGAAAAAUUACGAGUUAUGUUUGAAGGAUUUGGAUCGCUGUUUUCUCUUGCAGCGUGGGAUAGCGAGUGUAAAGCCAAAAUUAUACAUGAGGAGAAUCAGAUGUUAUUUUUGGACCGGACAAGUCGAGAAGUGGAAGGAGUGCAUCGCGGAGGCUUAUGAGUAUUUAACGACUGCAAAUAUUCUGGAAAGAGAAAAAUACUUAAAAAUAUUACAGAAGUUGAAGGAUGAACAGAUAAAAAAACCCGAGGAUUUUGAACCUGUAAACACAUACGAACUUCCGGAAUUGGAAGAUGGAGAAAACGAACAAUUCGCACACGCGUCCUCCAAAAUCAAAAUGAGUUAUGAUGCCGAACGCGGGAGACAUGUGGUCGCACGGAAGCAGAUCCAUAAGGGUGAUGUUCUUUUUGUCGAGAAAGCAUUCAUUUUCGCCUUUAUCUUUAGAAACAAGUGGGAUCUGUAUCCCGAUAAAUGUUACAAUUGUCUGAGGGAUGUCGUAACUUGCAUUCCGUGCAGGGAUUGCCCGUCGUGCUUCUAUUGCGACGAUCAUUGCAGAUUGGAGUCUGACUGGAACAGAUGCCACAGAUUCGAGUGCCCUGGGAUGCAGGCCGGAAUCUGGCAAGACCUGGGAAUAGCCCUCCCCGCUUUAAGGGCCUUGGUGAGGGGUCUUCGGACCGGUUUGGAUAGGACUAUUAGUACCCCCGAGGAGGACUUGAAGAAUUUUGGCAGCCGCACGGACAACUAUCGCUAUUUCAAUAAUCUUGUGUCACAUUUGGAUGGAAACAAACACCUUAUGUCGUACUUGCUGUGGGCUCUGGUCGUGGUGAAAUACUUGGAAGACUACACCCAAUUCUUCCAGUGGCACUUGACGAGGGAAAAUUGUCCGGUAAAGGAUAAGGACAGCUUCAUUAAGUUAGUUGGCGGUCAGCUCGUGAAGCACAUGGCACAGCUCACUUAUAACGCCAGCGUCAUUGAACAUUGGUCGUUCGUUCCGAAAGAGAUAGAUUCAGAAUCUACGGAACAUUUUUCAGACUGUUUGAGAGACUGCUUUAUCCCGGAUAGUGUCGGAUCUGUAGCCAGUGGAAUUUUCCCAUCCGUCAGCAUGAUGAACCACUCUUGUCGCCCGAAUGUGACGAAUUUUUUCAUCCGCGAUAGGAUUGUCGUCAAGGCCCUGGAGGACAUCCCCGAGGGCGGAGAAAUACUUAAUUGUUACGGUAUCGACUACAGAGCGCUCGACAGGAAUCAGCGACAGAUUGCUUGUCUGGAGACGUACCGUUUCGUUUGUAAAUGUGAAAUUUGCGAGGAUCCUUUGAAAGAAAUCGGCGACUUGGAUAGUUUUAAGUGCACCAAGUGCCAAGGGGCGUUACCGAAAGUACCCGAGAGUGAAUCCUUGACUCCUUGCGAUUCUUGCCAUAUAACGUUCUUCACGGAAUGCCUUAGAAUUGCCAGAAUAAAGGCUCAAAGACAUUUUAAUUUGGCUCAAGAGGAUGCGGCUAACAGGCUGAAUUGGUUGAUGAGGUGUCUGAAGCUCAGGGAUAAAGUUUUAUAUAAAAAUCACGAGGAAAUGGAGGAACUUUAUUUGGCGUUUUUCAAGUACUUCCUGGAAAAUGAUGAUCCCCUCAAUACAUGUAAGUAUUUCCGUUUGUGGCUGGACAUCCAGAAGGCAUGGAAAGGGGAGAAUUCCCGGACGGUCGGCGUGAAAUUGUUCGAGACCGCUUUGGCCGUCCUCGUUUGCUGUAUAAAAACCCAUCCCAGGAACCUCGGCAGUUUAAAAACUGUGCUUCCAGACGUAGAACGCAUGAUUAUAGACGCCAAAGCAAUAUUAAGUUUGUACUAUCCAGAUUAUAUAAUACGUGGAUUGAUGAAUGGCGUGGAUGCUAUAAGUAAAAAAAUGCCGUAGGGGUCUAAGUAAAAAUAGAUUUAUUGCUGUGAAGUUUAUAUUUAUAAUUACGUACAAUUUUAUUUUUCGUAUUUUAAUAGAAUUUUCAAAUUGCCUGUGGUUCUUAAUUCAUAUUAAAUGUUCUAACCUCAUCCAACGGCUCGAGAAAAAACAGUUUUUAAAUUUUGUAAUUUCUUAAAAUCCUUGGCUUUUAAAGGUUUCCUUUUUUCGUAGAAAUUUAAAAAAUAUAGCUUUUCACGGAGGACUAAAUUGUGCUUUCAAGUCACACAUUUUUCUAUUCAUUAUUUUUGCCUGAAUUUUGUUACCGAGGGUUUUUGUGUCGCUGAUUACGAAUCUGAAUUGCCAAUCCGAAGAUUCCUGAAUAAAAGAUGGUGGAUGUAAAAAUCGGAAAGGCAUUUAAAAUUUGAAAAUUUUGGAUGAAACUUGUUACUCGGUGAUUUUCAAAGUCGCUAAUCACUGAUAUAAGGUUUUAGUUAGGAAACUCUUAAAAUAGAAAAUCAGAAAUUAGUAUUUACCACCCCAAAGAAAUGUGUUAUGAAUCUUUAAAAAUUUGAGUUAAUUGAGUAAAAAUGGGCAAAUGGUUCCAAAUAUGCAUUUUUUGAGGACUUUCUAGGAUAAAAAAUAUGGAUCAUUUGUUUUCUACUUAUUGUGUUGAUAGCUUGAACAUCCGUAAAUAGGAACAAUCUGUAUAUAUAAAAUAAAAUUAAAUAAAUGGAUUUUAAAGUACGCAUCUAGUGAAGUUUGUUCCUUUAUGGUACAGAAACGCGUCAAAAGAGGCGCUCAUGUAAC
Messenger RNA from Anoplophora glabripennis (Asian longhorned beetle), 3164 nucleotides. Its product is annotated as SET and MYND domain-containing protein 4-like. Bases 147 to 2375 code for a protein of 742 amino acids. Lineage: Eukaryota; Metazoa; Arthropoda; Insecta; Coleoptera; Cerambycidae. The record is from RefSeq and is a predicted model, not a curated record. The transcript is spliced from 12 exons. Gene Ontology annotation, molecular function: protein binding.